Messenger RNA from Paramecium pentaurelia, 962 nucleotides. NCBI's taxonomy places the organism in Eukaryota, Ciliophora, Oligohymenophorea, Peniculida, Parameciidae. The record is from the annotation of a GenBank genome assembly.
AUGAUUGAAGAGGAGAUUUCAGGAUGGAUAGAUGAUGCCGAUUAAUUAGAUAGAGGAAAGUUUCAUAAAAUUAAAGAAGAGAAAAUAGAUAGAGUUAUCUUACAUUAAAAUCUUCGUAGUUAUAGUUUAUGUUAAAAAAAAGAAGAUUCAGAUAAAAUGCUUACUUCUAAAUCAAGUCAUUAUUGAAAUGUAUUUUAGAUCUCUUUACUGACAAAGAGAAUUCAUCCCAAUAUGUAAAGUACAAGAUGUAGAAAAAAUAAAAUAGUACAAUAGAAGAGUUGAAAAAAGUGAUGGAGUUUUUAUCAAUAAAUGAAUAAUAUAAAUAUGAGACUCAUAGAGCAUUUGAUCCAAAUGAUGAUAGAUUUAUCAAGCAGUAAUAAUAGCUUAUAGAAAAAUAAAAGUAAUAAUAAGAGUUGAAAAAAAAUAAAUUCAAGCUAUAAUUGGAUAUCAAAGAUAAUUAUCAAUCAAUACCAAAAUCAAAAAGGUUUUUGUAACCAUUAUCUGAUAUAUAAUAAACAUAAAAGAUUAAUAGUGAUAGAUCAUAAAGUAAUUAAAUUCAAUAGAAUACAAUUUAGGAAUCAAAAAGUUAAACAUAAACUAAGUUUAAAUUUCCAAAAUUCAUCAUUUAAUAAUAAAAAUAUAAAAGAUAACAUUAUAAAACAGAUGAAUAUAUUGGAAAUAAAGAUUAAUAAGAAUAAUAAAUUAAACAUUUCAUUUAAAUUAAUAGAAUAUUUAGCAAUAAUAAUUUAACAGAUACUAAACAAACCAUUUAUACUCCUAAACCUAUUACUAAAUACUAGUUUUAAUUAUAAUAAACAAUUAGCAAUAUUAAUUAAGCUAGAGAUAAUGGAUAUACAUAUGAUCUAUUUUCAAGAAAAACACUUUCAAUAUAAGAAAAUAAAGAAAAAUAGAAAUAACUUAAAUUAUUAGAAAUAGCUCUAAAAUGUAAGAAUAUUAAAUGA